Messenger RNA from Onychostoma macrolepis, 4946 nucleotides. RefSeq names its product UPF2 regulator of nonsense mediated mRNA decay (gene upf2). Gene Ontology annotation, cellular component: exon-exon junction complex; cytoplasm. Lineage: Eukaryota; Metazoa; Chordata; Actinopteri; Cypriniformes; Cyprinidae. The record is from RefSeq and is a predicted model, not a curated record. Gene Ontology annotation, molecular function: RNA binding; protein binding. The transcript has 22 exons. Bases 121 to 3921 code for a protein of 1266 amino acids. Gene Ontology annotation, biological process: nuclear-transcribed mRNA catabolic process, nonsense-mediated decay.
GAGGCGAAUAAUAUAUUUUGAUCAGGCACGUUUGGGGACGCCAAAUUCAGGGGUCCUAUUAUUGAAAACUAUCAAGCGCCGUCAUUUACAGACUAAACUUAUGAAUAUUAACACAAGCACAUGAGUAGCAGUAUGCCUGCUGAGCGUAAGAAGUCCGUCAACAUGGAGGAGAGAGAGACGGGCUCCGUCAGCAACAAGGACAGAGACGCAGACAGACCGGCCGCCACGUCUCGUGACAAGAGCAAAGACGAGACCAAGAUGAGCGGGAAGAAGGACGGAGGCAAGACGGCGGACGAUAAGAAGAGACGGGCUGAGGAGGACAAGAGGAAGAAGGAGGAGAAGGAGCGAAAGAAGAAAGAGGAGGAGAAGCAGAGGGCAGAGGAGGAGCAGAAGAAGAAAGAGGAGGAGGAGAAGAGACAGCAGGAGGAGCAGGAGAAGAAGCUCCUGGAGGAGGAGGCCAGGCGACAGAAAGAGGAAGAGGCUGCACAGCUCAAGGAAAAGGAGGAGUCCGAGCAGCUUCAGCAGGAGGCGUGGGAGCGUCACCACAGCAGGAAGGAGCUGCGAGCGAAGAACCAGCACGUGCAGGAGACGCGUCCCGAGGAGGCCUUCUUCAGCCGCCUGGACUCCAGCCUGAAGAAGAACACGGCGUUCGUCAAGAAGCUCCGCACGCUCACGGAGCAGCAGCGCGGCUCGCUGUCGCAGGACUUCGACUCUCUCAACCUCAGCAAGUACAUCGGCGAGGCCGUGAGCUCCAUGGUGGAGGCCAAGCUGAAGAUCUCAGACGUGGGCUGCGCCGUGCAUCUCUGCUCCCUGUUCCACCAGCGCUACGUCGAUUUCGCACCGCUUCUCCUCGCCGCCUGGAAGAGGCACUUCGAGGCCAGGAAGGAGGAGAAGUCGCCCAACGUGAGCAAACUGCGGACCGACCUGCGCUUCAUCGCCGAGCUCACCAUCGUGGGUCUGUUCACGGAUAAAGAAGGGCUCUCGCUCAUCUACGAGCAGCUGAAGAACAUCAUCAGCACCGACCGAGAGACGCACACUCAUGUUUCCGUCAUCAUCAGCUUCUGCAAGCACUGCGGAGACGAUAUCGCCGGGCUGGUGCCGCGGAAGGUCAAGAACGCGGUGGAGAAGUUCGGCUUGUCCUUCCCUCCCAGUCAGAUCAUUAAUGCGGAGAAACAGCAGCCGUUCCAGAACCUGCUGAGAGAAUAUUUCACCUCCCUCACCAAACACCUGAAGAAAGACCACCGAGAGCUGCAGAACAUCGAGAGACAGAACAGGCGUAUCCUGCACUCUAAAGGAGAGCUCAGCGAGGACAGACAUAAGCAGUAUGAGGAGUUUGCCACCUCCUAUCAGAAGCUGCUGGCAAACACGCAAACGCUGGCCGAUCUGCUGGACGAGAACAUGCCUGAACUUCCUCAGGACAAAACCAUCCAGGAAGAACACGGUCCAGGCAUCGAUAUCUUUACGCCGGGGAAGCCGGGAGAGUACGAUCUGGAUGGAGGGAUCUGGGAGGACGAGGACGCGCGGAACUUCUACGAGAACAUGGUGGAUCUGAAGGCGUUUGUACCUGCGAUCCUCUUCAAGGACAACGAGAAGGGCAGCCAAACCAGCAAAGAAGGACGAGAGGGAAACAGCACUGAGGAGUUGGAGAUGGAGUUGGAAGUGCUGGACAUCACUGAUGACCCGAUAGAUCUGGACACAGCUGACGAGACUGAAAGUGAAGAACUGGCCAAAAAGAUACUGGACGAGCAAGAGCAGGAGGAUGAGGAGGCCAGCACCGGCUCUCAUCUUAAACUCAUCGUGGACGCUUUCAUCCAGCAGCUCCCAAACUGCAUCAACAGAGACCUGAUUGACAAGGCUGCUAUGGACUUCUGUAUGAACAUGAACACCAAGUCCAAUCGCAGGAAGUUGGUUCGAGCUCUUUUCACGGUGCCCAGACAGAGGCUGGAUCUGUUGCCGUUCUACGCUCGUCUGGUGGCCACUCUGCACCCGUGUAUGUCUGAUGUAGCUGAUGACCUCUGCUCAAUGCUCAAAGGAGAUUUCAGAUUUCAUAUCAGAAAGAAGGACCAAAUCAACAUUGAGACCAAGAAUAAGACGGUAAGGUUCAUCGGGGAGUUGGCCAAGUUCAAGAUGUUUUCCAAAACGGACACACUGCACUGCCUCAAGAUGCUGCUGUCUGAUUUCUCUCACCAUCAUAUCGAGAUGGCCUGCACACUGCUGGAGACGUGUGGACGCUUUCUCUUCCGCUCACCAGAAUCUCACCUGCGCACGAGCGUCUUACUGGAGCAAAUGAUGCGUAAGAAACAGGCUCAGCAUCUGGACGUGCGUUACGUGACAAUGGUGGAGAACGCCUAUUACUACUGCAACCCGCCGCCGAUGGAGAAGACGGUCCGCAGGAAGAGGCCGCCGCUGCAGGAGUACAUCCGCAAACUCCUCUACAAAGACCUGUCCAAGGUCACCACUGAGAAGGUGUUGAGGCAGAUGAGGAAGGUGCCCUGGCAAGAUCCUGAAGUGAAGAGUUACCUGAUCUGCUGUAUGAUCAACAUCUGGAACGUCAAGUACAACAGCAUCCACUGCGUGGCCAACCUGCUGGCCGGACUGGUGGCGUAUCAGGAGGACGUGGGCAUUCAUGUGGUGGACGGCGUGCUGGAGGACAUCCGCCUCGGCAUGGAGGUGAACCAGCCCAAGUUUAACCAGCGGAGGAUCAGCAGCGCUAAGUUUCUGGGUGAGCUGUAUAACUACCGUAUGGUGGAGUCUGCCGUUAUCUUCCGCACGCUCUUCUCCUUCACCUCGUUCGGCGUGAACACAGACGGCUCUCCCAGCCCGCUGGACCCCCCCGAGCACCUGUUCCGCAUCCGCUUGGUCUGCACCCUGCUGGACACCUGCGGACAGUACUUCGACCGCGGCUCCAGCAAGAAGAAGCUCGACUGCUUCCUCAUUUACUUCCAGAGGUACGUCUGGUGGAAGAAGAGUCUGGAUGUGUGGACUAAAGAUCAGCCGUUCCCCAUCGACAUCGAGUACAUGAUCACAGACACGCUGGAGAUGCUGCGGCCCAAAAUGAAGCUGUGCUCGUCUCUGGAUGAGGCCUGUGCUCAAGUCACACAGCUAGAGAGAGAGUUCCUCGUCAAACUCGGCCUGGAGAAAGACGGCCGCUCCUCCAGCGCCAUGGGCGAGAACGAGCCUCUGGAUGAGGAGGAUGAUGAUGAUGAAGACGAGGGAGGAGCGGAGACCGAGGAGCAGUCUGGAAACGAGAGCGAGAUGAAUGAACCCGAGGAGGAGGAGGGCUCAGACAACGAGGAAGAGGAGCGUGAGGAGGAAGAGGAGAACACCGACUAUCUGACCGACUCCAACAAAGAGAACGAAACGGAUGAGGAGAAUAACGAGGUCACUAUCCGCGGCGGAGGACUCAAACACGUGGCGUGUGCCGAGGACGAGGACUUCAUCCAGGCGCUGGACAAAAUGAUGCUGGAAAACCUGCAGCAGCGCAGUGGAGAGGCAGUGAAGGUGCAUCAGCUGGAUGUGGCCAUACCCCUGCAGUUAAAGAGCCAGCUGAAGAAAAGCCCCGCCCCCUCCUGCACCGCAGACGCAGACGCAGACAUUAGCGACACCAUGCAGUUCGUCAUGCUCACGCGCAAGGGCAACAAACAGCAGUUUAAGAUCCUGAACGUGCCGCUGUCGUCUCAUCUGGCGGCGAAUCACUUCAACCAGCAGCAGGCGGAGCAGGAGGAGCGCAUGCGCAUGAAGAAGCUGACGCUGGACAUCAACGAGCGGCAGGAGCAGGAGGACUAUCAGGAGAUGAUGCAGUCGCUCGCUCAGAGACCCGCUCCCGCAAACACCAACAGAGAGCGCAGGCCACGCUACCAGCACCCCAAAGGAGCGCCCAACGCAGACCUCAUCUUCAAGACCGGCGGCAGGAGACGCUGAUGAUGUCAGACUGAGCAAACGACGAGUCAAAGACAGCAAGAGAGACAUGGAGAGAUGGACAGCGGUGCUGCUCUGGGACGGAGACACACCCACCUGACUGCAGCGUCACCACGGCAACCAGACGAGCCGCAUCAGCUGGUGGACACGGAUGGGAACGCGCGCACACACACACACACACACACACAUAUAUAUAUGCGAGACUGAAAUGUCUCUGCAUUGACACACACACACACACAAUGCGGAGGUGGUUUUAUUGUGUCAGGUACAGUUUGAUGGUUCGAUAGCGAGCGAACCGAGACUCUAACGGAGGAAAACUCAGUGUUUUUGUUCUUCAGACAAACUUUGGGACGUGUUCUGUUCUUUCUCCUGCUGUUUAUUCUCUUUAACCUCAGCCGGUCCGCAGCGACCGAUCCUGAGUGAGACGUGCAUGGGCUGAACGCAGCUGUAAACCUGUUCGCUGUUGCAGUAAAGUGACUUCCUGUGACCGUGAGAAUGUCUCUCUUUGUGUCUGUGCUCUCAAACACACUCACCAGCUUGUUUUACAGCCGUCGCGAGUCGCUAACUAGUGCAGCUGAUCAGAAUGCAGUCGAACCGGACGCCUGUGGGUGAACAGGUAAGAUCUAACCGAGGUUUCUGGUGAUACGCUUGAGCCGAACGACACCAGGAAACGGGAACAUCUGUUUCAAGCAUCUUUAAAGUCACAAAUUUGAUGAAGAACUUAAAUCGCCAACGGAGGUUUGUUUCAGUACUAGAUUUGCAGCUCAUUCUGUCCAGACACAUUAUUAAAACUCAUAAAACCACAACAUGAUUAAAUUCAGGUUGACAAAAUAAUGUACUUUAAAUAUUACUGUAAUGAGACAUUAGGGAUUUAAUUGUCAUUAAAAAUAUUUUUCAAUGCAAAAAAGUAUUUUCUUCCUAAAUUUCUUAAUGCAUAGAUUUUGUGAGAUCCACCUUUCUGCAGUUUUUCAUUUAGUUCUCUGUUCUGUGUUUUUUGUUUGUAUUGUGCUUUGAAUUUGUGAUUUUUU